UCGUGCUGACAGUGGAUCUUCAUGAGCCCAGGCCUUUCCCCAUGAGACCGCUGGGAUCUCUCGGGGGGGUCAGGGCUCACACCCUUAGCCAGCUGAACACCCUCGAUACAAACUAGACAUACCUGGACCUUGCUCAGUCAGCUCUUCCACACGUGUGUGCCCCUGUGCCAGGCACUGAGCUUCACGGAUGGCUGAAGCGUGGGCACGAGGUCUAGUGGGAAGAGCAGAGUGGCCGAGGGAGGGAACCAGGGGCAGGGGCCCUGGGCUGUGGGUGAGGCUCAGAGAAGGCUUCUUGAAGAGAGGCUGACAGAGCUGUCUUGCCAGGUAGGAGUUGGCCAAGUGUAAUUCAUCCUGUAGCUAAAAAUAAUGCCGGUUACUAGUGAAGGCAUCACACCAACAGGCAGAUCCUAGCGUUUAUUCAGACUAAGGGGGGUCAGGAUGUGGAGCCAUGUGCAGCACUCGGGUGCCUCCCGGGCUCUCCCCUAAGCCAGGGGGCCAGGUUCUCUCCUGACUUCGUUCAGCUCCUGGAAAACCGGGAGAGGGGAACACGGUCGUGGAAAAGGCACUUAGCCCACGCACAUGGCUCUGCUGUGUCCUCCGGAGAGCGAUGGCCUUAGAACAGUGGUUCUUGACUGGGGGCCGUUUUGUCCCCCAGGGUACAUUGGGCGAUGUCUGGAGACACUUCUGGUUGUCACAGGUCAGGAGGUGCUACCGGCAUCUAGUGGGUAGAGGCCAGGGGUGCUGCUGAGCACCCCCUAACGCACAGGACAGGCUUCUACAACAAGUGACCGGCCCAAAAUGUCAGCAGUGGUGCAGCUGAAAAACCCCUCUUUACAAAGACAGAAGCCAGGGAAGGGGGCAGCACUGGGGUGGUCUGCUCCUUGGAGGAAAACUUAAGGCAGGUCCUAUGGGCCCCAGAAGGAAAAUAGAUGGGGGCCGGGGGAGGGAAAGUAGUGUGCCGUCUACAGUGAAGAAAACAGAAUUUAACAGAAUUCUCUCCCACCUCCCCAAAACGUUGAUCAGCUUAUGGAAAGAACCCUGGACCCUGAGAGAAGUGUGUGCUCUCUGGGUCUCUGUCUCCUCACCUGUAAAACACAAGGGCAGAAUCUGCAGGCAGGCACCUUCCAGGACUGACACUCGAUCUGUCUUGGUAUCUGGGUCUCAGGGUUUUUUACUUUAGUUCCUGUUGAGCUUCCCCAGGAGAGGUUUACAAUUUGAGGGACUCUUUCGUCAGUAAUCCUGUGGCCCUGAUGUCCCCUGGGGCAGUGCACGCCUCUUUUCCUGGUUAGUUCCUUCCUUGGGUGCUGGAGGCCUGCAUGAAGAACUGUGGGAGGAGAUUUCAUAACGAAGUGGGAAAGUUCCGGUUUUUGAAUGAGUUGAUCAAAGUCGUCUCUCCAAAGUACCUGGGGGACAGGGUGUCUGAGAAAGUGAAGACCAAGGUUAUUGAGCUGCUUUAUAGCUGGACGUUGGCCCUGCCGGAAGAAUCAAAGAUCAAGGACGCCUACCACAUGUUGAAGAGACAGGGCAUUGUGCAGUCUGACCCGCUGAUCCCGAUGGACAGGACACUGAUCCCCUCUCCGCCACCUCGUCCCAAAAACCCUGUUUUUGAUGAUGAGGAGAAGUCCAAGCUUUUAGCCAAGUUGUUGAAAAGCAAAAACCCAGACGACCUGCAGGAGGCCAACAAGCUCAUCAAGUCCAUGGUGAAGGAAGAUGAGGCGCGGAUCCAGAAGGUGACCAAGCGUCUGCACACUUUAGAGGAGGUUAAUAACAACGUGAAGCUGCUCAGCGAGAUGCUGCUUCAUUACAGCAAAGAGGAUUCUUCAGAGGCAGAUAAAGAGCUCAUGAAGGAGCUGUUGGAUCGGUGUGAGAGCAAGAGGCGGACGUUAUUCAAACUAGCCAGCGAGACAGAGGACAACGACAGCAGCUUAGGGGACAUCCUGCAGGCCAGUGACAACCUCUCCCGGGUCAUCAACUCUUAUAAAACAGUCGUCGAAGGGCAGGUCAUCAAUGGUGAGGUGGGCACCUCAGCCAUUCCUGACUCUGAAGGAAACCACUGCUCCAGUAACCAAGGGACUCUCAUUGACCUUGCCGAGUUGGAUGCGCCGAGCAGCUUGUCCCCAGUGCUGGCCCCCGAACCCCGCUCCUCGGGCAUCCCUAUCCUCCCUCCGCCCCCCCAGGCCUUGGGACCCGGGCGCAGCCACUCGUCCAGCCAGGCUGAGGCCCCCCCGGGACCCAGCAGCACAAGCCACACCCUCAGCCUGCUGGAUGAGGAGCUACUCUGCUUGGGUCUCAGCGACCCAGCCCCCUGUGCUCCUCCCAGAGAGACAGCUGGAAACGGCCAGUGGCCCCUGUUCCAGAACGAACCGUCGAACUUGGACUUCUUUGGCCCCAAACCCGCAACUGGUGCCUGUAGCCUCUCAGAUGGGCCUCUCCUGCAGCCCUCAGCAGCCCCCGCAGGCAACUCCCAGGCCCCCGUGGUCCCAGCCAGCGUUCCGGCCCCCCCGGCCGGCUCCUUCUCGUUUUCCACCGGCCUGGCCCCAGCUUCGGCCCCCAAGGCUGAGCCUGCGGCCCCCGGGCACCAUGGUUCAGCUUUGGGUGACAGCACCGUGUGCCAGCUGGACGCCCUUGAUCAGCUUCUAGAAGAGGCCAAAGUGACCUCAGGCCUGGUGAAACCCGUCUCCUCCGGCUUCUUCGCUGGCGCUGCCACCUCCCCUCUGCUCCCCACCAGCACCUCAGCUAGACCUCCCCUCCCCUUCUCCACGGGGCCCGGCAGCCCUCUCUUCCAGCCACCUGCCUUCCAGUCCCAGGGCAGCCCCAUGCAGGGGCCCGAGCUCUCCCUGACCAGUGUCCACGUCCCCCUGGAGUCUAUCAAGCCUAGCAGCGCCCUUCCUGUGACAGCCUAUGAUAAAAAUGGCUUCCGCAUCCUCUUCCACUUUGCCAAGGAGUGUCCUCCAGGACGGCCUGACGUGCUGGUGGUGGUGGUGUCCAUGCUAAAUACGGCUCCCUUGCCUAUCAAGAGCAUCGUGCUGCAGGCUGCAGUGCCCAAGUCAAUGAAAGUGAAGUUGCAGCCACCCUCUGGGACAGAACUCUCUCCGUUUAGCCCCAUCCAGCCACCUGCAGCCAUCACCCAGGUCAUGCUGCUGGCCAAUCCACUGAAGGAGAAGGCGAGGCUUCGGUACAGGCUGACCUUCGCCUUGGGGGAGCAGCUGAGCACGGAGGUGGGGGAGGUGGACCAGUUCCCCCCUGUGGAGCGGUGGGGGAGCCUGUGACCCCCGAGGACACUGUCAUCUGCACUUUGGAGCCCAGGCAGGCUGCCCUGAGACGGGGGGCUCUCCAGGUCCAGUCCUUCUUCACAUCCUGACUGCAGUGCGUAAGAGCUUUGAUGUGGAACAGGGGGCCUGGGCAUUGCUGCCAGGAGCCAAGCUGCUGCUGUGGUGAUCUCUCCUCCUCUGGCCCCCUAAAAGGACCUGUUUUUAUCUACCUGUGUGACUUGAAGUGGCCACGUGCAUCAGGGGUGGGGAGUGGCCCCAGACUCUGCACCCCUGCCCUGGGAACAUGGACCCAGGGCUGGAGUAGGUUUUUCCCCUUGUGUUGGCGCCCUCUGAUGCCACAGAGGGGGAAGUCUCCAAAGACAGACUCAGGGCCCUCCCUCAAGGACCACGUCCUCACAGCCCCAGAGGUCUCAGCUCCCCGUUGCUGCUCCGUGCUUCCCCCUGGCAGGCUCCUGCUCCCAUCUCCAGGGAGGUGGGCAAAGCCCAUGGUCCUGAACGGCCCUGGGCCCAGAGUAAGGAGUUGGUAUGCUGCCAGAUCUCCGACCCUGCCCUCCAUGGACAGCGUCAUCCUGGAGUGGCCACUGGAUGAUGAGCUUGUCCCUGGUGGUGGCAGGCUGUGUCCUAUGGACAUCGCAGUAGGAUGAGGAAUUCAACUCAAGCUAUUAGAAACAGUAGAACUUGGCCUCAUGGCAGCCUAAACUGCAGAUAGGAAGGAAAGAAGAUGGAAGAGAACCAGUGUUGCUCCUCCGGAAGCAGGUCCUCAGCACUUUCUGGGAAAAGUGUGCCUCCUGCUACGGGAGCAGGCCAUCCUACUCACUACCUCUUGCUCCGCAUGAAAUAAACUGCCGUCCUGCCCUUCACGCCUCUGAAGGGGAGGACGACUCCCAGCGCCCUGUGUCCUCCUGCUUCAGCCUCCCCUGCCUCCCACCAGGUGGCCUGUGGUGUGGCACGUGAUUGGGAACAGGAGGCCUCAGGGUUAGGCACGUUGCACUAGUUUUAUGUCCAUACCUGCUGCCCAGAAACCCUGUCCCCAGCCGCCCAGGGGCACUGUCAGCAAGAUGUUGGGUCUGGAGGUGGUGAGAUUAGGGGCCUUGCUUGAAUCGAGUCACCAGACCCUAUUGCUUCAACAGUGCUCAGCCCAAGCUGCUCCACCCACUGGAUGCGACUGGGCCAGGGACUCUAGGCCUCACAGGGCAACAGGAGAGUGAGAACCACCAGCUGGGGAAAGAGCACACAGCUCACCUGAGCUCAGCUGGAUAGGCUCAGAGCCAUCUCUGGGGAAAGGUGGCACAAACCAUGUUCCCUGACCCCCUCCCUGCUCUUGCCAGGCUUCCUUACCCUAUCAAUAUAGAGGUCAUCGCCCCUUCCCUCCCACUGUUGGCAAGCAGGUUUCACUGCUUCACCAGGACAGUCAAAAGUGAAUCAAUUUCACUACUUAAGGAAUAAAUCCAAGAGCUUUCCAGAGACGGGCUGCUGCAGCCCUGGGAAGGUCUAUGGGACUACUAUAUGGAAAUGUACCUUUAUGAUAAGCUUUAGACUUUAAAAUUAUUUAUGAGUGUUACCCGUUACUAUUGAGGUCACUGCUUUGUGACAAAAAAAACUGUACUGGAUAUAUCAACUGCUGCCCUUGUUUUGCUGCAUGUUAAAUAAAACCAUUUUCGCCCCA
This is a messenger RNA of Mesoplodon densirostris (Blainville's beaked whale), 4938 nucleotides long. It is a transcript of the gene GGA3, whose product is annotated as golgi associated, gamma adaptin ear containing, ARF binding protein 3. Gene Ontology annotation, biological process: intracellular protein transport; vesicle-mediated transport. Gene Ontology annotation, cellular component: trans-Golgi network. The record is from RefSeq and is a predicted model, not a curated record. NCBI's taxonomy places the organism in Eukaryota, Metazoa, Chordata, Mammalia, Artiodactyla, Ziphiidae. Gene Ontology annotation, molecular function: ubiquitin binding; phosphatidylinositol binding; small GTPase binding. The transcript is spliced from 15 exons. The coding region runs from base 1317 to 3269 and encodes 650 amino acids.